AGGGGGUAAGAAGAGCCAUGCCAUGCGUGACUCGGUGCCCCGGGGAGGAGGAGGCGGCGGCGGCGGCGGCAGCAGUGGGAAGAGAGGCUGGCUGAGAGUGGCCCGGGCCCGGGCAGACUCCAGGGACUAGCAGCCUUGCAGGCACGUCUGGGGAGGAGCCCCCGGGGCGCCGCCGCCGCCGCCACAGCAGCAGAGGCAGCCGGGGCAGCAGGGGCAGCCGGGGCAGCAGAGGCAGCAGGCGCCCCCCUCGUGGCCGGCCAGCCGGCCGGAGCCACCGAUCCGCCGAGGGGAGGAAGAGGAGGAGCAGGAGCAGGAGCAGGAGCAGGAGGAGGAGGAGGGAUGGGCCGGGAGCCCCGGGCCCCCUUCACCCCUGCUGCCGCCCCCCGGGCCGGCCCCCCGGAGUGCUGAGCCCCCCGAGCGAGGCCAGCCCCACCACGCAUGGAGUCCGGCGGCCAGCGGGAUGGGGAGCCCGGGCCGGGGACGGCGCGCGCGCUGGACGUCGACCCCGAUUUUGAGCCCCAGAGCCGGCCCCGCUCGUGCACAUGGCCCCUUCCCCGGCCCGAGCCCGCGACUCUGGGGCGCGAGGGGCGGCCUGAAGCGGGGCCGCCGCUGCCGCCCCAGGCCAUUGAGAGCGCCCCCGAGAAGCGGCUGACACUGGCCCAGAUCUACGAGUGGAUGGUCCGCUCCGUGCCUUACUUCAAGGACAAGGGCGACAGCAACAGCUCCGCCGGAUGGAAGAAUUCGAUCCGGCACAAUCUCUCCCUGCACAGCAAGUUCAUCAAGGUCCACAACGAGGCCACGGGCAAGAGCUCUUGGUGGAUGCUGAACCCCGAGGGCGGCAGGAGUGGGAAGGCCCCACGCAGGAGGGCGGCCUCCAUGGACAACAACAGCAAGCUGACCCGAGGCCGGGUCAAGGCCUCCAAGAAGAAGACGGCCACGUUGCCCGAGGGGGCCGAGGGCCCGGGCCCCGGCAGCCCUGGGGCCUACUACCCCAAAUGGCCCGGCAGCCCCAGCCCUAGAAGCCCGGAUGAUUCCGAGGUGUGGACGGCCUUCCGCCCACGCAGCAGCUCCAACGCCAGCAUGGCCAGUGCCCGACUGUCCCCCAUGGGGACAGGACUGGGACCCGAGCCCGAAGGAGGGGUGGCCGAGGAGGAGGUGCUGGCCUCACUCGCUUACCCGGGCAACGUGCCCCCCACAGUCAACGAGGAGCUGGAGCUUCUGGAUGGGCUCAACCUCACCACCCCGAGGCCCCUCUUGCCCCAGGGUGCCGCCUCGGGCUUCUCCCUGCAGUCCGCUGGGGGCUCCGGGCCCCCAGCCGCCUUUACCGGGCCCCUGUUUGGCCCAUCCGAGGGGGCUCUGCCACCUGGGGAAGGGCGCUUCUCCGGCUCCCAGACUCUGGAGGCCCUGCUCACCUCUGACUCCCCCUCCUCCACCGAUAUCCUUAUGACCCAAGUGGAUCCCAUCCUGCCCCAACCCUCAGCCCUUCUUCUGCCCGGGGGGCUGCCUGCUUCCAGCCCACUGCCCCCAGGAGUCAGCCUGGGCCCCAAGCCCUUGGAGAGCCAAGGCCCCGGCCCUCUGCCUCCUGCCCUUGCCUUGAUGGCACCGCCUGUGGGCAUGGAAAGCACUCCCGUCCCGAAGGCCCCCGAGCCCACGGGGCCCCCCCUCUCUGACGAAGCUACAGACCAAGACCAAAUGCCCCAGGACCUGGACCUCGACGUGUACAUAGAGAACCUGGAGUGUGACAUGGAUCACAUCAUCAGCGACCUAGUGGAUGGGGGGGAAGGGUUGGAUUUCAACUUUGAGCCUGGUUCGGGAGCCCCCAGUUAUCCUAACAGCUCCCAGCCCUCUACCCAUUCGUGGGUCCCCAGCUAAGUCUGACCAGGUCCCCGACCGGAGCUGGGAGCUCCUUCCCCUGCCCCUACCCCCAAGAAGGAGCUGAGAAUGUCCCCUCUUCCUUCCUACCCUUGGUCCCUCCCCCGGGACCAGAGCCCCUCAGGUCCAGGCGUGGGGGACUUCUACAUGUCCAACUGCUUUCAAGGGGUAUCUGAGGGGUGGGAGGGAGGGGGUUAUUCUCACUGUGCCAACAGGGGCUAAGGCCCCCCUCCCCCCUCCCAGGAGCCACCCUCUGCCUCUGUUCCCUUCCCCCUGCCCCCCCCAUAAGAGCGUCCCCGGGCGCCGACACACACACACACACUCACCACGCAUAUACACACACACUCCCCCAAAGGCUUUGGGGCUGCUGCCGGGGCAGGCAGUGCUCCUGGGAAUGUGAAGCCGCUAGUGGCCUUACCCCUGCCUUUGGGAGCAGGACCUUUUGUAGAGAGCUUUAUCCAGGCAGGCUGGGCCGGGCCGGGCUGGACCGGCGGGCUAGGCCGGACCGAGCUAAGCUAAAUUCAGCCGGGCUGAGCCCCACUACGCUGGGCUGAGCUCGCUCGCCCCUCCCUCGUUCGCUCGCUCCGCUCACUCGCUCAGCCGAGCCGGACCGGCCACGGUCAGCCAGGACCUGUUUUUUUUUUUUUUUUUUAUGCAGUGACCCCCCGAACAGGGGGUGGGUGGGGGCAGGGACAGAGGAGGGCCCAAGCCUGAGCCGUGGAGUAGCCAGCCAGGCCAAGGCAACUCUUUGGAAAGCUGCAGAUAACCUAAAAGCUUUUUAUAAACUUUUUACGAUAUAUAAACACAAGUAUAGAGAUUUUAACAGAGAGGCAAGGUGCUAGGGAUUGGGGGGGAUCGCUUUUCUUUGUGAAGGCUUUAUAAUCGUGACACAAGGCAAACACUACAGACGGCAGACAGACAGACAGACAGACACAUCCGGAUGCUAGGGAAGGAGAGGCAGUCCCUGGCAAGCCCCAGGGAAAAAAGGGGGAGAGGAACUGCAGGAAGAUGGACCGGCCUGGUCUCCCCGGGGAGAAGCCAAUCCCAGGAAGGCCCAGGGGGCUGUGGGGGGGGGGGGGAGGCCUGUGGUGGCUUAGGGAAGGAUCCCCCACGUGUUUGGAGAAGGAAGGAGCCGAAGUGCCCCGCUUCCAGGGGCAGCCUCCAGCCCUGGGAGCUCCGGCCUGGGCACUGGAUUCAGCACUGCCACCGCCGUUGCUGCUGCUGCUGCUGCCGCCGCCGCCAUUGUUGCUGCUGCUCCUGCUCCUGCUCCCGCCACCGCCGCCGCCGCCACCACCAACGCCACCACCGACACCAAACACCACCGACAGUUGGGGGAUGACUCGGGUGGGUGUCCAGAGACCUCACUCCUCAGAGCCCUGGCCAGCUCCUCCCCCAGCUCCCUCAGCACAGUCCCCCGCCCUUCCCUGCUGUGGGUUCCCAUCGUGUCCUGGGUCCUGCCCAGAUUGUGUCAAUGUAUGUAUGUACUAGAUCCAAGUGAGAAAGUGUGUCAAAUGAUUAAAUUAAAUAAAUGGAGACAUAAAUAAAUAAAUAAAUGGAAACAUAAAGAAAUAAAUAAAUAGCUAAAUAUCUAGAA
Molecule: messenger RNA, 3466 nt
Organism: Antechinus flavipes (yellow-footed antechinus)
Lineage: Eukaryota; Metazoa; Chordata; Mammalia; Dasyuromorphia; Dasyuridae
Gene: FOXO4
Product: forkhead box O4
Exons: 4
Coding region: 439-1872 (477 amino acids)
Biological process (GO): regulation of transcription by RNA polymerase II; insulin receptor signaling pathway
Cellular component (GO): nucleus
Molecular function (GO): RNA polymerase II cis-regulatory region sequence-specific DNA binding; DNA-binding transcription factor activity, RNA polymerase II-specific
Source: RefSeq, a predicted model, not a curated record